Messenger RNA from Bactrocera tryoni, 866 nucleotides. RefSeq lists its product as uncharacterized. Bases 19 to 780 code for a protein of 253 amino acids. The record is from RefSeq and is a predicted model, not a curated record. Gene Ontology annotation, molecular function: oxidoreductase activity. Lineage: Eukaryota; Metazoa; Arthropoda; Insecta; Diptera; Tephritidae. The transcript has a single exon.
GAGUUUGAAUCGAUCGCAAUGAGUUUAGCUGGUAAAGUUGUUAUUGUAACCGGAGCAAGUUCCGGCAUUGGUGCCGCCGCAGCUAAGGCCUUUGCCCAGCAGGGUGCCAAAGUGGUGCUCACAGGACGAAAUGAAGCAAAGUAUACUGAGGCUGCGUGUAAAGCAGUCAACAGCAAAGCGGAAUUACUACUCAUCAUCGGCGAUGUAACGACGGACGCUGAGAAGAUUAUCAAAACAACAAUUGACAAGUUCGGCCAGUUGGAUGUGUUGGUGAAUAAUGCCGGUUUUGGUGAAAGGGGUUCAAUCCUGGAUAUUGACGUUGAUCAAUUUGAUCGUGUCAUGAAUACAAAUGUGCGAGCCGUCUUCCUGCUCACUAAAUACGCCGCACCACAUCUUGUGAAGACACAAGGCAAUAUCGUGAAUGUCUCUAGUGUGGCCGGAUUGCGUUCGUACGCUGGUUUUUCGGUAUAUUGCACCUCCAAAGCGGCACUAGAUCAAUUCACCAGAUGUAUCGCCUUGGAUUUGGCGCCGAAAAAUGUGCGUGUGAAUGCCGUAAAUCCCGGUGUGAUAGUAACAGAAUUUCAUAAGCGUCUUGGCUUGUCGGAUGAGGAAGAAACUAAAUUUUUGAAGCAUUCGAAGUCUACACACGCAUUGGGUCGCGCCGGCGAACCCAAUGAAGUGGCCGACGUCAUUAUUUUCCUUGCUAGUGACAGUUCGAGCUUUAUAACGGGCGCAACUCUGCCGAUCGAUGGAGGCAGAAACAUCAUGUGUCCGCGUUAAUAUUUCUUAGAAUAGAUAGAAAAUUUGCAAGGUCGAGGAAGUCUUUUCGUAUUUCUAAUCAAACUUCAACUUAUUUUUUUUUUUAU